Nannospalax galili (Upper Galilee mountains blind mole rat) is the source of this 4002-nucleotide messenger RNA. It is a transcript of the gene Stt3a, whose product is annotated as STT3 oligosaccharyltransferase complex catalytic subunit A. Gene Ontology annotation, molecular function: dolichyl-diphosphooligosaccharide-protein glycotransferase activity. Gene Ontology annotation, biological process: post-translational protein modification. The transcript is spliced from 18 exons. NCBI's taxonomy places the organism in Eukaryota, Metazoa, Chordata, Mammalia, Rodentia, Spalacidae. Bases 160 to 2277 code for a protein of 705 amino acids. Gene Ontology annotation, cellular component: membrane. The record is from RefSeq and is a predicted model, not a curated record.
CCGAGAGCCAGUCAAUGAGAAGCGGCCAGGGAGGCGUGCCCCGGCUGCAGUCAGGGUUGGGUGCACCCUUGGGCGGAUGGCCCGGGAAGCAGAGUGGGUUCUCUGGGAGCGUCCGUCAGCUAUUUGAAUAUCAUCAAUUAUCACCCCUUUGAUGUCAAGAUGACUAAACUUGGAUUUUUGCGAUUGUCCUAUGAGAAGCAGGACACACUUCUGAAGCUUCUCAUCCUGUCAAUGGCUGCUGUGUUAUCUUUUUCAACUCGUCUCUUUGCUGUCCUGAGAUUCGAAAGUGUUAUCCAUGAGUUUGAUCCGUACUUUAAUUAUCGGACUACCCGGUUUCUGGCUGAGGAAGGGUUUUAUAAAUUUCACAACUGGUUUGAUGAUCGAGCCUGGUACCCUUUGGGACGAAUCAUUGGAGGAACAAUUUACCCAGGCUUAAUGAUCACCUCUGCUGCAAUCUACCAUGUACUCCAUUUUUUCCACAUCACCAUAGACAUCCGGAAUGUCUGUGUUUUCCUGGCCCCUCUGUUCUCCUCCUUCACUACCAUCGUCACAUACCACCUUACCAAAGAGCUCAAGGAUGCAGGAGCUGGGCUUCUUGCUGCUGCCAUGAUUGCUGUAGUUCCUGGAUAUAUUUCUCGAUCUGUAGCUGGUUCCUAUGAUAAUGAAGGAAUUGCUAUCUUUUGCAUGCUACUCACCUAUUACAUGUGGAUCAAGGCAGUGAAGACUGGCUCCAUCUAUUGGGCAGCAAAGUGUGCCCUUGCUUAUUUCUACAUGGUCUCUUCAUGGGGAGGUUAUGUGUUCCUGAUUAAUUUGAUCCCUCUUCAUGUCCUGGUACUGAUGCUGACAGGCCGUUUUUCCCACCGGAUAUAUGUUGCCUACUGCACUGUUUACUGCUUGGGCACCAUUCUUUCUAUGCAGAUAUCCUUUGUGGGUUUCCAGCCUGUCCUUUCAUCAGAGCACAUGGCAGCCUUUGGAGUCUUUGGUCUCUGUCAGAUCCAUGCCUUUGUGGAUUACCUGCGCAGCAAAUUGAACCCACAGCAAUUUGAAGUUCUCUUCCGGAGUGUCAUCUCCCUGGUUGGCUUUGUUCUACUCACCGUGGGAGCUCUCCUCAUGCUGACAGGAAAAAUUUCUCCCUGGACAGGGCGUUUCUACUCACUGCUGGAUCCUUCUUAUGCUAAGAACAACAUCCCCAUCAUUGCUUCUGUGUCUGAGCAUCAGCCCACGACCUGGUCCUCCUACUAUUUUGAUCUCCAGCUCCUUGUCUUCAUGUUUCCAGUUGGUCUCUAUUACUGCUUUAGCAACCUGUCUGAUGCCCGGAUUUUUAUCAUCAUGUAUGGUGUGACCAGCAUGUAUUUUUCAGCUGUAAUGGUGCGUCUAAUGCUGGUAUUGGCACCUGUUAUGUGCAUUCUUUCUGGCAUUGGUGUCUCCCAAGUGCUGUCCACAUAUAUGAAGAAUCUGGAUAUAAGUCGCCCAGAUAAGAAGAACAAGAAGCAACAGGAUUCUACAUACCCUAUUAAGAAUGAAGUAGCAAGUGGAAUGAUACUGGUCAUGGCUUUCUUUCUCAUCACCUACACUUUUCAUUCGACCUGGGUGACCAGUGAGGCCUACUCUUCUCCUUCCAUCGUACUGUCUGCCCGUGGUGGUGAUGGCAGUAGGAUCAUUUUUGAUGACUUCCGAGAAGCAUAUUAUUGGCUUCGUCACAAUACUCCAGAGGAUGCUAAGGUCAUGUCAUGGUGGGAUUAUGGCUACCAAAUUACAGCUAUGGCAAAUCGGACAAUUUUAGUAGACAAUAACACAUGGAAUAAUACCCACAUUUCUCGAGUAGGGCAGGCAAUGGCGUCCACAGAAGAAAAAGCGUAUGAAAUCAUGAGAGAGCUUGAUGUCAGCUAUGUGCUGGUCAUAUUUGGAGGCCUCACUGGUUAUUCAUCUGAUGAUAUCAACAAGUUUCUUUGGAUGGUCCGGAUUGGAGGUAGCACAGAUACAGGAAGACAUAUCAAAGAAAAUGACUACUAUACUUCGACUGGGGAAUUCCGUGUGGACCGUGAGGGUUCUCCAGUGCUGCUCAACUGCCUUAUGUAUAAAAUGUGUUACUACCGCUUUGGGCAAGUCUACACAGAAGCCAAGCGUCCACCAGGCUUUGACCGUGUCCGAAAUGCUGAGAUUGGUAAUAAAGACUUUGAGCUUGAUGUCCUGGAGGAAGCAUACACCACAGAACAUUGGCUGGUCAGGAUAUACAAGGUAAAGGACCUGGAUAAUCGAGGCUUGUCAAGGACAUAAAUGUCACAUCGAACUCUGAUAAGCUUCGCACUGAGUGCGUCAUAUUGAGGACGCUGAAGAUUUUUUUAUAUGUAGUUUAAGAACAGAGCCGGAUGGGAUUAGAAUGGUCCGGAAGUUUUGCCCUGGACAGUAUGGGCUGGGCCAAUUGAAAUGAUUUUUAUAAUUCUGAGCAGGUUACCAAAUGAUAUGUCAUGGCUUUACUUUGGUCAAUUAAAGGGGGGGAUUUUUUUUUUAAUGUGCCUUAUUAUUUUUUUUAAUGACUUAAAUCUGCUGAUUUGAGAAACAACACAAAAGUAUAUGCUGGGUUAAUGGACAGAUUGGAGACCUUAUUCAUGUUCUAGGUCCCUAAGUGAACCAAAUAGGGGCAUUCUUUCUCUUUCCUGUUAGGAAAACUCAAGGACUAGCUCUGGUUCUACAUAUAUAAACAACUUUGUCAUACUGUUUUGUUGCACCUGAUAUGAUGCUUUGCAUACAGUGGGUGCUUAAUAAAUUUUUAUCAAAUGAAUAAAUGUUUAUGGGACCAGAGAAGUGCUAUUUCUGGGCAAGAAAGGCAGCUUUCUUGCUAUUAUGUCUUUGUUCUCAAUAUCUCUUCCCCUUAGAAGCUCUGACUUUAUAAGGACAGAAAGUUAUUAGGUAACCCCGACUUCACCAGUGUUCUGAACUAUGAGGGUUUUUUAGUUUUUAGAGCAGAACUAAACCAAAUGUGACUGACCAGUAGUUCCGAAGACUCAGUGAAACUGUUGUCAGUUUGAGAGGAAGGUAUUCUUCCAACAUGUUUAGAGGUUAAUUAUGUGUACCUGUUUAAAAUUUAGGUUUUCAGUACUUCACUUAACCGAUGUAUGAUGCAACAAGUGGCUCUUUGCUCAUUUCCUUUAGACUACACUAAAACUUUCGAGGUUAUUCAAAGUUGAGCUUUUCUUAGUGGCAAACUGUUCUGUUUAUAUACCACUUCAAGCUUGGUUACCUGGUUUUGAAGCCCUUACAAAAUAUGUAAAUAGGAAGAGGAAAGCAUUCCUAUUAGCAGAGAAUUGGGAUCAUUGCCAGCCUGACUACAAGAAAAGAGAAACUUAAAAAAAAAUUUUUAACUUCAAAGCACAAAGGUCACAUAGAUAUUUAAUGCCGGGAUAAACAACUUUCUGUUAAGCACAGUAGGAUAUUUCAUGUAUUUUACAACAUAAGACAUAAUUAUUGAUGUAUAUAAACCCUAUCUGUCUAGUGUUACCUGUUAAGAAAAUGAGGAAUUAUGCCACUUUUGGAUAGCCACAGUUGCACUCACAGUGCAUGUGCUUGGGCAUACUUUCGUACCUAGGGACUUCACCUUCCAAGACAGUUUGUACCAUGUAUUUCAACUGUGGUUGAAAUUUAGAUUUAAUAGAUUUGAUUUCCUAUAUCAAAUAUAUUAAUUUAUGUGUAGAAUUAUUCCCUAGUGGGAAAGGUUAUUGUGAGAUUUAUCAACAUGAUUAAUAUUACAGGUUAUUAGUGAGAUUUCUCUAUAGUAUAAAUGAUAACAACCCUUUUUCCUAUAAUUUUGACUCCUAGGAUUUUGUUUAAAAAUUGCUUUCAUUUUCAGUGAUAGUCCACUUUAGUGUAAAACAAAAAAAAUCCAUUUAAAGAGCAACAAUACAAUUUUCACUUUUCCCACUACCCAGAGACUGGCACUUUCAGCUCUGCUGAGUCUCACAUUACUUGCCUCUUAAUCAUUAAAUGACUUGCUUUAUGUUUUGA